Molecule: messenger RNA, 1375 nt
Organism: Oncorhynchus mykiss (rainbow trout)
Lineage: Eukaryota; Metazoa; Chordata; Actinopteri; Salmoniformes; Salmonidae
Gene: mcu
Product: mitochondrial calcium uniporter
Biological process (GO): calcium import into the mitochondrion; mitochondrial calcium ion homeostasis
Cellular component (GO): uniplex complex
Molecular function (GO): calcium channel activity; uniporter activity
Source: RefSeq, a predicted model, not a curated record
GCCCAGCCCCGCAGUCCGCCUACUCUACUCCCCCGCCUGCCACCGUCUCUCUCUCUCGGUCCGCCUGCAGCAUUCGACAUCCCAGCGAGGAUUUUUCACUACAGAGAUGGCUGCGAAAGUGUGUAGAACAGUGCUCCUCUUGACCAGGAGCAGCGGCGCUGUGGUCACCGGGCUCCCAGCACUUGCUAUCUCAUCACAGCGGCACCACCAGCAUAUAAGAUCGGACCAGCCUGUCAGGAGAGCACAUGGCCUGCGGUCAGCCUCCCGCUCUGCACUGUUCACCCAGCCUCCCACCAGCCUCUCAACCGCCCUCUCAACCCAGGGAUGGAGGGGUGCCCCCUCAUGGCAGGGCCAGAGACUACUGAGUUCCUCCACCACUCCAGAAGAGGUGACGGUGGUGUACCAGAAUGGACUGCCGGUGAUCUCGGUCAGUUUGCCGUCCCGUAGGGAGCGAUGCCAGUUCACUCUGAAGCCCCUCAGUGACUGUGUUGGGGUGUUCCUCACACAGCUGCAGACAGAGGACAGGGGUAUUGACCGUGUAGCCAUCUACUCUACAGAUGGGGCGAGGGUAGCCUCUUCUACAGGGAUAGACAUCCUGCUGUUGGAUGACUUCAACCUGGUCAUCAACGACGUUACACACCUGGUUCGACCGCCACGGAGAGAUCUCCUAGCCAAUGACGAGGCAGAGCGUCUGAACGACGUUAAGUUCCUGGUUCAGCAGCUCUACACCACCAUGCGUAUAGAAGAGCAUCAGCUUAGUAAAGAGAAGGAACUGGUGGUCAGACUAGAGGACCUCAACUCACAGCUACGUCCUCUAGAGAAGGUGAGGGAGGAGCUGAGUCGUAAGGCGGAGCGUCGUACCACCUGGGUGCUGUGGGGGGGCAUGGCCUACAUGGCAACACAGUUUGGGAUCCUGGCGCGUCUCACCUGGUGGGAGUACUCCUGGGACAUCAUGGAGCCUGUCACCUACUUCAUUACCUACGCUACCGCCAUGGCUAUGUACUCCUACUACGUACUCACACGCCAGGAGUACAUCUACCCAGACGCCAGGGACAGACAGUACCUGCUGUUCUUCCACAAGGGGGUGAAGAGACAACGCUUUGACAUCUACAAGUACAACGAGCUGAAGGACUCUAUCGCUGAGGUGGAGUUAGAUCUGAAACGCCUGAGGGACCCCCUCCAGCUCCAACUCCCUGUCCAGCAACUCACCGCCGCCAGCAAAGAUUGAUGGGAAGAGUGAUGUCCUCCUCUGCUUUCUUCAUCUCUCCCUCCACUCCUCCAUCCCUCCUUUCCUUACCCUCCUCCGCUCUUCCCCUUACCCUCCUCUAUCCCUCCUUUCCUUGCCCUCCUCCCCUUACCCUCCUCCCCUCCUCCA